AUGACGUCAAACAGCGACGAUUACAGCGAUGUGUAUGAGGAUGAUGAAUAUUGGAACAGGUGGCAUUUGAAUGAAUACGAGCCCAGAUUGGUCAAGCCCAUGGAGAAGACUUUCACAGCACCUUGGGAUCUGCCGGUUAGCGAUUCCGAUUUGGAAAAGCUCAAAGCUGGUUUCAGACCCCGAAACUUUGACGAUAAAUACGGCUGGCUCAUUGAGGAUGACAAUGGGAACAUAUCUAUCCACGUUAUUCGACACUUUGUACACGUGGAGGAGUACAUACUUCACAUUACCCCGAAGCCAAGUAACGGCAAUGGUGCGAGUGCAAAGAUCCACAGCAUUACCUGGAAUGGAGAUUUGAUGCAAGACCAUCUCGCAAGCUGGGAGCAGUCAUCAUAUUGUGGGGUUAUUUCUCGGGACCUGUAG
Messenger RNA from Parastagonospora nodorum SN15, 423 nucleotides. RefSeq lists its product as hypothetical. The transcript has 2 exons. The record is from RefSeq and is a predicted model, not a curated record. Lineage: Eukaryota; Fungi; Ascomycota; Dothideomycetes; Pleosporales; Phaeosphaeriaceae. The coding region runs from base 1 to 423 and encodes 140 amino acids.